AUGGAGGAUCAGGGGCAACAGGACCCAAACACAAACACUAGUCCAAGCCAUGGCACCGAGAAGAGUGAACCGGUUCGGUCAAGGUGGACUCCAAAGCCAGAACAAAUCCUCAUACUCGAAUCCAUCUUCAACAGUGGCAUGGUGAACCCCCCAAAGGACGAAACCGUAAGAAUAAGAAAACUACUUGAGAAAUUCGGCACCGUCGGUGAUGCCAACGUUUUCUAUUGGUUCCAAAACCGCCGUUCAAGAUCUCGCCGCCGCCAGCGCCAGAUGAUGCAGCAAGCCGCCGCCACCCUUGAUCAAACAACACAUAACCCUCAACCUCAACCCCAACCUCAACCUCAACUUGUUGUUGAUGGUGCAAUUCCACAUGAUCAAGUGAAUAUUCCAACUCAGGCUAAUCUUCUUGUUGCAACUGAGGCUUCAACCAUGGGUUUUGGUUCUUCUUCUUCUAUUAGUUAUGAUCUACAUGGUUCGUCUUCAUCAUGUGAUGGUGCAGUUGGUGGCCAAGAUGGAUUCUUUUCGGUUUCUUCUCAAAUGGGUUUCCCUGGAAUAAUUGAUCAGGGUUCAAUUGCAUCUUCAGUUUUGUACCCUCCCCUUGAUUCUGAUUUGAGCUUCCACCCUGGAUACGGGAUCCCAAAUUAUUCAGGAUUCAUCACAGUAUUUAUCAAUGGGAUUGCAACAAAUAUUCCAAAGGGACCAAUAGAUAUGAAAACAUUGUUUGGAGAAGAUGUAAUGUUAGUUCAUUCCUCUGGAUUGCCAGUUCCCACCAAUGAAUUUGGGUUCUUGAUGCAGAGCUUGCAGCAUGGUGAAAGCUAUUUUCUGGUAUCAAAGCCAACACAAGCAUGA
This is a messenger RNA of Abrus precatorius (Indian licorice), 849 nucleotides long. RefSeq names its product WUSCHEL-related homeobox 11-like. The record is from RefSeq and is a predicted model, not a curated record. The transcript is spliced from 3 exons. Gene Ontology annotation, biological process: adventitious root development. Gene Ontology annotation, molecular function: DNA binding; DNA-binding transcription factor activity. The coding region runs from base 1 to 849 and encodes 282 amino acids. Lineage: Eukaryota; Viridiplantae; Streptophyta; Magnoliopsida; Fabales; Fabaceae.